UUUAAGUUGCGUCGCGCCACAGCUGUCUGCUCUCAUUGAGCCGCCCGGCGCCAUCCUGAAAGAAUGCCUUCAGUGUGAGGGGAGAGAGAGGGAAAUUAGAGAGAAGAGAGAGAGAGAGAGAGGGAAAUUAGAGAGAGAGCUAACCUGUUGACUGCCCCCCCCCCACGCCCCCCCCCCCUCCCUCUGCACGUCCUCCAGCCCCAAACAAGAACGACUUUUCCCGCGGAGUUGAGAUCUUCUUCUUCUUCCUGCCCUCCAUGUUGGACCUACUCUUCCCUCCUCCUCCCCCUGUCAGGCGGGCUGCGUGUUCCGGCAGACGUCCGUCGAACCGGGCCGCGACUAACGCCUAACGCGUCGCGGGUGCACGCGUGUGUGUGUGUGUGUGUGUGUGUGUUCGGUGUCACGCGUGUGCGUGUGUCAGCGCGGUGACUUGUUGGAUUUUAACCUGCGAGACAAAGAAAAGGGAUUUGUGACGUCCGGUCCGUUUCUUUUCCUCUCCUCUCCCCCCCCCUCGCAUGAACGUGGAAGAGCUGAGAAUGGAAGUAAGCGCGGACCAGCCGCGCUGGAUGAGCCCGCACCCGGCGGUGCUGAACGAGCAGCAUCCCGGCUCUCAUCACCCGGGCCUGGGCCACUCGUGGGACCCCACGCAGUACCCGCUGGCGGAGGAUGUGGAUGUACUCUUUAAUAUUGACGGGCAGGGCAACCACGUCUCGCCGUACUACGGCAACUCCGUGCGGGCCGUGCAGCGGUAUCCGCCCCCUCCGCAUAGUAGCCAGGUGUGCCGGCCCUCCCUGCUCCACGGCUCCCUGCCCUGGCUGGAGGGCAGCAAGGGCAUCGCCCCGCACCACAGCGCGUCCCCGUGGAACCUGAGCCCCUUCCCCAAGAACCCGCUCCACCACGGCUCCCCGGCCGGCCUGUCCGUCUACCCGCCGGCGUCGUCGUCGUCCACCGGACACUCCAGCCCGCACCUCUUCACCUUCCCCCCCACCCCGCCCAAAGACGUGUCCCCGGACCCGGGCCUCUCCGCGCCGGGCGCGGGCGGCCCCGGCGGGCGGCAGGAGGACAAGGACUGCAUCAAGUACCAGGUGACCCUGGCCGAGAGCAUGAAGCUGGAGUCCGCUCACAGCAGGAGCAUGGCGGCCAUGGGGCCCGGCUCGUCCUCGGCCCACCACCCCAUCGCCACAUACCCACAAUAUGUCCCCGAUUACGGGCCAGGCCUCUUCCCACCAAGUAGCCUGAUAGGUGGGUCCUCUUCUAGUUAUGGUUCCAAAACAAGACCAAAAACAAGGUCCUGUUCAGUCGGCGGCCCGGCGCGCUGGAACGUCGUGCGCCAACUGCCAGACGACCACCACCACGCUGUGGAGGCGGAACGCCAACGGCGACCCCGUGUGCAACGCCUGCGGCCUCUACUUCAAGCUGCACAAUAUCAACCGACCUCUGACCAUGAAGAAGGAGGGCAUCCAGACCCGCAACCGGAAGAUGUCCAGCAAGUCCAAGAAGAGCAAAAAGUCCCAGGACAACAUGGACGACUUCUCCAAGAGUCUGAUGGACAAGGGCAGCUCCUUCAGCCCCGCCGCCCUCUCCCGCCACAUGUCCUCCUUCCCGCCCUUCUCGCACUCGGGCCACAUGCUGACCACGCCCACCCCCAUGCACCCCUCCUCCAGCCUGAACUUCGCCCCCCACCACCCCUCCAGUAUGGUCACGGCCAUGGGCUAGACCCGCCCCCUAACCCUCCCCGCCGCAGGCCGCCCUCUUCAGUUGAUCUUAUUUUUAUAAAACCCCUUCCAGCGGGGGAGGAGCCCCGACACCUGACGGGACGGAGGGGCGGGACUUUCGACUCCUCCUCCUCCUCCCCCGCUCCAUUUGUGUACAAAAAUCGAAAGGUCACAGGAACUGACUUUGACUAAGCCCCGCCCCCCUCGUCUUGCACCUGUCUAACAGGACACGCUCUCCGCCCCUUUGUACAAAAUGUAUGAAAUACGUUUAAUGAAGACUUUGAGAAAGAAGAAGAAAAAAAAAAAAAAAAAAAAAAAAGGAAAGGUACGAGGGAGGGGCUCACGCCGCCAUCUUGGAUUCGAUGUAAUGCUAACGAUAACGCUAUCGCCUUUCUUUUUCUUUUUUGGAUGUGCUUUAAGUCUCGGCCUGUUGGUUUGUGUUGAUGCGCACGCCUACACACACACACACACACACACACACACACACACACACACACACACACACACACACACACACACACACACACACACACACUGGUUGUCAUUUGGAAUGGGGACCAAGUUUUGGUUCAGGACUGGUGGGGACCUCCCUUUCUACAGGUUGUGGAGGCAUAAAAAAAAAUGAGUUAGCUCAUACACGUCUUUAAAGGCCUACUGAAAUGACAUUUUCUUAUUUAAACGGGGAUAUCGGAUCCAUUCUAUGUGUCAUACUUGAUCAUUUCGCGAUAUCGCCAUAUUUUUUGCUGAAAGGAUUCAGUAGAGAACAUCGACGAUAAAGUUCGCAACUUUUGGUCGCUGAUAAAUAAAAAAAAAAGCCUUGCCCGUACCGGAAGUAGCGUGACGUCGCAGGUUGAAAGGCUCCCCACAUUUCCCCAUUGUUUACACCAGCAGCGAGAGCGUUUCGGACCGAGAAAGCGACGAUUACCCCAUUAAUUUGAGCCAGGAUGAAAGAUUAGUGGAUGAGGAACGUGAGAGUGAAGGACUAGUGUGCAGUGCAGGACGUAUCUUUUUUCGCUCUGACCGUAACUUAGGUACAAGCUAACUCAUUGGAUUCCACACUUUCUCCUUUUUCUAUUGCGGAUCACGGAUUUGUACUUUAAACCACCUCGGAUACUAUAUCCUCUUGAAAAUGAGAGUCGAGAACGCGAAAUGGACAUUCACGGUGACUAUUAUCUCCACGACAAUACAUCGGCGAAGCUCUUUAGCUACGGAGCUAACGUCAGAUGCAGAUAGAAACAAAAUAAAUAAACCCCCGACUGUAAGGAUAGACAGAAGAUCAACAAUACUAUUAAACCAUGGACCUGUAACUACACGGUUAAUGCUUUCCAGCCUGGCGAAGCUUAUCAAUGCUGUUGCUAACGACGCCAUUGAAGCUAACUUAGCUACGAGACCUCACAGAGUUAUGCUAAAAACAUUAGUGCUCCACCUACGCCAGCCAGCCCUCAUCUGCUCAUCAACACCCGUGCUCACCUGCGUUCCAGCGAUCGAUGACGCAACGAAGGACUUCACCCGAUCAUCGAUGCAGUCUGCGGCUAGCGUCGGAUAGCGCGUCUGCUAUCCAAGUCAAAGUCCUCCUGGUUGUGUUGCUGCAGCCAGCCGCUAAUACACCGAUCCCACCUACAGCUUUCUUCUUUGCAGUCUCCAUUGUUCAUUAAACAAAUUGCAAAAGAUUCACCAACACAGAUGUCCAGAAUACUGUGGAAUUUUGCGAUGAAAACAGAGCUUUUUGUAUUGGAUUCAAUGAGGUCCGAAUACUUCCGUUUCAACCAUUGACGUCACGCGCAUACGUCAUCAUACAUAGACGUUUUCAACCGGAAGUUUAGCGGGAAAUUUAAAAUGGCACUUUAUAAGUUAACCCGGCCGUAUUGGCAUGUGUUGCAAUGUUAAGAUUUCAUCAUUGAUAUAUAAACUAUCAGACUGCGUGGUCGCUAGCAGUGGCUUUCAGUAGGCCUUUAAAUACCUGGAUUGAUGAAGUCAUGUGCUGAUCAUUCUUACUGGGGACCCUGGGGGACAAACAGUUAAUAUGCUUCAUGGGGACCACAUUUAAAUCAUUUGGCAUAAUUCACACACAUUUGUUCGUGACUACUGAGGACCAUUUAAAAAAAGUUGAAAUUAGAUGUGAAACAUGUUUAUUUUUCAGUAGACAUGUUUUAUGGGCCAAAGCUGAAUGGAUCUGACUAUCAUUUAAAAAGGUUUCCCUUUAGGGGACCUGUUUUUUUGUCCCCAUACCGUCAGAGGUCCCCUAUAGGUGACUGUGUAAUCAGAGCCAUGUCCCCAUUAAGUAAGCAUUGCCAGAACACACACACACACACACACACACACGGACACACACGCACACACACGGACUUUCUUCCCGCCCACAGAUUAUAUGCAUUGUGAAACAAAGUUCCUGUAUUUGUUAUUUGUAUGUAUAAAUCAGAGUACCAAAAAUACGAAAGAAACAAAGAUGUAGAAUUAUUUCUUUAUGUUACGCAGACUGAAUGGUUGUACAAAUUUAAUAAUAAUAAUAAUAAUAAUAAUAAUAAUCACUGGUGUAAAAUAUGGCUGCUUUGCUUUUUCCUUUACGUUUGGUGCCCACCUUGAAGAACAAUAAAGGGACUUCCAUCUUUG
Molecule: messenger RNA, 4325 nt
Organism: Entelurus aequoreus (snake pipefish)
Lineage: Eukaryota; Metazoa; Chordata; Actinopteri; Syngnathiformes; Syngnathidae
Gene: gata3
Product: GATA binding protein 3
Exons: 4
Coding region: 516-1907 (463 amino acids)
Biological process (GO): negative regulation of transcription by RNA polymerase II; immune system development; cell fate commitment
Cellular component (GO): nucleus
Molecular function (GO): zinc ion binding; RNA polymerase II cis-regulatory region sequence-specific DNA binding; DNA-binding transcription factor activity, RNA polymerase II-specific
Source: RefSeq, a predicted model, not a curated record